Molecule: messenger RNA, 2606 nt
Organism: Haliotis rubra (blacklip abalone)
Lineage: Eukaryota; Metazoa; Mollusca; Gastropoda; Lepetellida; Haliotidae
Exons: 10
Coding region: 1416-1967 (183 amino acids)
Source: RefSeq, a predicted model, not a curated record
ACAAUGUCAUGUUUCCGAGAAAUACAUGCAGGCAAUGAAGCUUUUAAUAGACAAUACACUCUCAUAGGUCGCUUCAUAUAGACGCUCGAGGAUCAAUACGACGGCCCAAUAUGGGAUUUGAGAGGACAUGUUCUGCUUUACAAUCACUUUUGUGCGUGAUUCCAUUCCUUACAUUGCAAUCACAACAUGGCGAUGUCAUCAGACUGCGUUAGAGAGUGGAUCCUUUUGGGUAUGCUCUUUUCUCGAUCUCCUCAACUGGCACUAACUGGGAACAAUUAGGCAGUCACUUAAUGUGUCAUUACAAGGUUGUUUUAUUUUGGUCUGGAUGUAGGUCCAUGGUCCAAAUUGUCCUCGGCAGAUUACACUGGACCCUGUGUGCCAACGAGGACACCAAGCCAAUACAUUAUUUAAAGCAGUGUUGCACGAACCCUUCAACAUGACUCGUUAUCGAGUGGAUGUGGUAUUGGACGGUGAGACAAAUCGUACGUGGGUGUCGUUCAAAUAGCGUUUGAUAACAUGGAAUAUGUUUAAUUAUUCUAAAUUGACAGUUGUCAUAUUGCACACGCCCACGUGUCAAAAUCAAAAUGGUUCCAAAUUACAUGUGUAAAUAGUACGAUCCUGUUAUGGGUGUCGGUAGAACCAUGACGCUAGUUGGGUGCAAGCUGUUGACGAAGUCGUGACGUUAGCUUGAGUUGAACGUCAUGCAGGUGAAGAUUGAGCCAAAGUGCUGGGUUGAGGCGAAUGUUUGAACAGUGACAUUCGGACAGUGGUGUCAGUUGACUGUCUUUCGCUAGUUCAGUCGUGACGUUGGUUUGAACCGAACGGGUGGUGGUUAAGCCUUGACGCAUUGUUUGAACUGAAUGUUUUACGGGUGGUGGUUAAGCCUUGACGCAUUGUUUGAACUGAACGUUUUACGGGUGGUGGUUAAGCCUUGACGCAUUGUUUGAGAUGAACCUUUUACGGGUGGUGGUUAAGCCAUGACGCCGGUUCGACGUGAACGUUUUACGGGUGGCGGAUGAGCCUCGUUAUAAGAAGAGACCUUGUAAUCGAUGUUGGGAGACGGAGAUGAAGCAAGACACGACCACUGCAGGAACAACCGUUACAGCAACGACAUCAGAUGCUACGACAGUUGCAACGCGUACGUCGACAGCAACAACGACCGCAGCUACCAUUGUAACGUCAACUACACCCACACCUACAACACGUACAACGUCUGCAUUUUCAGACGCAACGACAACGACGUUAGCAUCAACAACCACUCCAACAACCACUCCAACGACUACACCAACAACCACAUCAACAACCGCCCCAGCAUCAUGUAACAUGACAAGAUCGUCAGGUACGACAGGUGUGUCAGGUUUUACAAGUUUUCUCUCCGCAAUGUUGAAUCCUGCAAUAGCAUCUGUCUGUAUAUCAUGACAUGCCGAGCCACCACAUACAGACUAGGUAUCUGCACAUUGUACCCCGGGACGUCUACUGCAGCAUCUGGGGACAUCGUCGACUUCGUCAGGCAUGCAUGCAAUAACGGUACAUUCUGCUGCAUAAGCUCCAGCACAACACAGAGGGCUAGUGGCAGUCCCCUUCUCUCCAUCAGUACUACUGCAUCUUUAGACGGAUGUGAAGCGAUCUGUCUCGCAGUGGCUGACUGUCAGGGCACAUACUACAGCGACAAUUCCUGCUUCUUCUAUACAACUACAUCAACGACAUUUGGCGGAAGAAUCGUUUUCUCCAGGAAGACCUGUCCUGUCCAAACUAAUCCUGGGAACCUUGCAUUCGAUGGUGCCUGCAAAGAACGCCCCAAAUGGACAUAUACUAGUUUCUACCACAACAACAACGUGUACAUCAUGCGGCGAUACCAACAACUCAGCUUCUUCUCGUAUUAUCCAUGGCAUUAUUAUCGCGUUCCUGAUUAUACAUAUUUCUUGGACCCUUUUCUAGUGCUCUUUCUUUUCGAAGAACUCUUGUGACUGACUGACAAAAUGGUGAUGACUUUGAUACAGCGGUGGAAGGAAGAAUUCGGGACAAUCUGACAAAAGGAAUAAAAACUAAUGAGUAAAUGUGUAGCGCAGAACCUUGAUGUGUGUAGUUCAGAAAUCCCUCUGCCCUAGGUAUUUACUGGCACUUAAUGUAGAAUACCAAAGAGCAUGGAGCACAGCUGUGCUGCAUCAGAUAAACUACAUCUACAAAUACAAUAUCGAAAGUAACGAAUCUUUCUCACCCGUAAUCACUUAUUUACAAGGAGAAAAUCCAUACAGUUCUUAGCUUUAUACCAGCUUUAAAUAUUUACUAUAUAUUAUUCAUGUACAAUGUUCCCUCUUUGUAUUGUUUCUUUUUUCACAGGUUAUGGAUGGUCUAAGGUAGCAUUAUUCACUGUACUGAGUUGCGGCCAUUAGAAAUACCAAAAUCCAUUGCGUGUUAAUCGUUUAUUAACAAAAAACGUGCUAUAUAGUGUAAGAAAUACAUAGGUCUUAGGCGGUUACCAGUUAGGCUAAAAGACAGGAAAGUAUAAAUUACCUUUCUCAUUGAGUAAACUAGAACUGUUAGAAUUAGCUUUCAAUAUAUAAAAUUGUUGCAUGAAAUUGAUGCAUUUACAAAAACAGCGAUGA